GCACAAGCUUACAGCAGUUCCUCUGCACUCUUUUUGACCUUAAUGUAUGAGAAAUUAAGACAACAAGAUGGUUUCUCAGGGGAUUCAGAUCACUGGUAUAACAAUGGCUAUAGUUGGCUGGCUCUUGGAGAUCACAGCAUGCGGCUUACCCAUGUGGAAGGUCAGUGCUUUUAUUGGUGCCAACAUCGUCACAGCUCAAACCUUCUGGAAGGGCUUGUGGAUGGACUGUGUGGUGCAAAGUACAGGCCAGAUGCAGUGCAAGGUGUAUGACUCGAUGCUGGCUUUGGAAUCUGACCUACAGGCUGCUCGUGCCAUGAUUAUCAUCGCGAUCCUUGUUGGAGUCUUUGGACUGAUCUUGUCAGUUGCUGGUGGAAAAUGUACUAACUGCAUCGAAAAGGAGCGAUCCAAAGCAAAAGUCUCCAUCUGUUCUGGGGUUCUGUUCAUCAUCUCGGGAUUUCUCUGUCUCAUUCCAGUCUGUUGGUCUGCCAACACCGUCAUCACCAAUUUCUAUAACCCAAUGAUGAUGAAUUUCCAGAAAUAUGAGCUGGGAUCUGCGCUGUAUAUUGGCUGGGCCGCUACUGGUUUGCUCUUAUUGGGAGGGGGGCUCCUGUGCUGGAACUGCCCACCUAAAUCUGAGCGCCGCCACUAUGUGCCCAAAUAUGCACCUGGAAAGUCAGUCUCCACAUCAAGAGAAUAUGUUUAAGGUGGUAUUGCAUUUCCACAUGGACUCUCAAGGUCACAGAAAUAGCAAAGGUAGUAAACUGGAGAUUGCUUUAAAGCUAAGAUAUAAAUUAUCCACAUAUUCGAGAUAAUGUAAAUAUGGCUUAAAACUACUGCUUGUUGAACGAUGAGGUUUGGUCGUGCUUUGUGUGGUUGUCAGGGUGAUCUUUUCUACGUCGGACGUUUUGUUUGGCCAAACAUGUGAAGCUUAUAUCAUAAACAAUGGCUGCAUUCCAUUUGGAGGUACCAGCAGGGCUUUGAGACUGAGUCAUUUGAUUCACUGUCACAUCUGGAUGAAAUGAAAUGUUAUUAUUGUUAUUGUAUUAGGACUGGUUUAAAAUACUUUCCUUAAACACCAAAGUAUUCUGUGAAAGGGGCUUUUGUAAUGUCUAAUUUAUAAUGGAAUGUAGCUGUGUUCAGAAUUUCUGUUAUUUGUAGCGUGAUUA
Molecule: messenger RNA, 1166 nt
Organism: Neolamprologus brichardi
Lineage: Eukaryota; Metazoa; Chordata; Actinopteri; Cichliformes; Cichlidae
Product: claudin-4-like
Cellular component (GO): membrane; bicellular tight junction
Molecular function (GO): structural molecule activity
Source: RefSeq, a predicted model, not a curated record